Molecule: messenger RNA, 4272 nt
Organism: Cyphomyrmex costatus
Lineage: Eukaryota; Metazoa; Arthropoda; Insecta; Hymenoptera; Formicidae
Exons: 20
Coding region: 316-4272 (1318 amino acids)
Biological process (GO): phosphorylation
Molecular function (GO): kinase activity; ATP binding
Source: RefSeq, a predicted model, not a curated record
UUAUAUACCAUCUAUAGAAUGCACUUAAAAUUUUUCAAUUUCUUUUGUAAAUGAUCUCUGAUAACGGAUCUUGCAAACAAUGUAUAAUCGAUGUGAUAAUAUUAUCUAUAAUGUUCUCGGCGCGAUGCGUUCAAUGACCAGUAACAAAGGAUUCAUAGAAGGAAAUUACAUAACAAUACUGAACACAUCAGGAAAAAGAACGGGCACAUUCCUUCUUCGGAUAUUCAUUUAUCAGGUGUUAUAUAUCAUCAAGUUUCUAGCGUAAGCUAAAAUUAUUGCAAACUGCAAUAUUUAUGCCACGUUACAAGAUAAAUAAUGGCAUACAUUAUGUGCAGCAUAAAACAAAUUUUCAGUUCGAUUAUUUCUCCUAUAUGGACUUAUCUCUGGUUCAUGAACAAGCAAGUUUCAUAUUACUUUGGUUUAGAUAUACAGUUUAUCCUAAAGCGUUGGUGGGCCUAUCAAUGCAUCUCGAAAGAGAAGAAAGCAGAAAGAAGUAAACUAAAAGAUAGCGAUAUAAUAUCAGGUAUAAAGAAAAUCUUAAAACCAUGCUCGGAUAAUCCAAAAAUUAUUAUGGACGAGAAUAGUUGUGACAGUGUAUUUUUCUACGGUGCUGAUCAAAAAGGUAAUUCGUUAUUUAUUAAAAUGAAUCACAGAGGACAUCAUACAACAGAAUUGAUCUUGCAAGUGACCUUGUCGGACGACCGAGUCUAUGUACUACCCGAUUGUCCUGAUACAAUUACAGUAGGAGGAAGUAUGAGUCAAGAAUGGUCAGCAUCUGAUCUAAAGAUUGAAUGCUUAGAACCACGACAACGUUGGAGAAUUACAUACAAUGGCUUCCUCCGAAACCAAUGCCAAGGAAAUACAUCCAAUAAUGACAACGUAAAGCAUAUUCGUCUAAAUUUUAUAUUUAUUGGUAAACCCCGAUCAUUAGAAUGGCCAGGUGACUGGAGCACCUAUUUGCAUGCGGAUGCUUUAGCACGUGAACCAUGGAAAAAUCUUGAUUGGAAGCACAAAAUUCAAUUGAUAGAUGACACCGGUUUCGAUCUAUGGGGAUCCAUUAUCGGACAGAUAACAUUCAAAGAUUUAAAUACACAUAAAUUAUAUCUACGAGGAUUAUGCCAACAACGUUGGGGCAAACACGAAUCUUAUCAAUUUCAUAAAACUAUCACAGUUGUUGGUGUUACACAACAUGGAGCUAUGUAUUAUCUUGGUGUGAGCAAUACCAAACAUAGCUUUUCACACAUGCAAAUUGGACAUCUUCAGGAAGCCGGAGGGAUAAUAACUAAAAUUGAUUGGACCGAUCUGCAACUAAGUAACUUUGAGAAAGACGAUACAAUUCCCAUGAACCACAAGAUUGCAUUUACAGGUGGAAAACAAUACAGCUCCGUAAUCAAUUAUACAGUGGACAACACAAUAACCUGUUACAAUGGCCAGCCAUGGUGUUGGGCUUGUACAGCUCGUAAUUUGCGUGUACAAUUAAACGGUACUACAGGUGUUGGAUUGAUGAUUACUUGCGGUCCAUACACUGGACCAAAGCAGACACAGACUUCGAUUGCGAAAAUUCAACGUAUAACACCGCCCGAUGCAUUUAUGCAAAAUGAUAAAUACGUUCUACAUUUUGAUGAUAAACAUUGCCAAAAUGAAAGUGUCGUAGGAGGAAAGGGAUAUUCUCUUGCAAUUCUGACAUCUAUCGAUAUUGAUGACUUCACAGUACCUCAAGGCUUUUGUAUAACGAGUCUCGCUUUGGAACGACAAUUGCAACAUCAUAAACAAUUGCAAAACUUAAUCGAUGAUAUAGUAAAUAUUAGUUGCAAAAAAGAAGAGGACCUUGAAAGUUACUGUCAAAAAGCGGUGUCCAUUAUUCAGGGUACUCCUGUUGAAAAAGAAAUUGCAAAAAUGAUAUUACGGAGUUUGGAGGAAUUAGAAUCGUCUGUAAAUGAAAAAGGUAUUGGGCGUUAUGCCGUAAGAUCCAGCGCAAUUGGAGAAGACAGUGAGGAGACUUCAGCUGCUGGUCAAAACUCGACAUAUUUAGGCGUGAAGGAUGCAAGUGACGUUAUUGAAUGCGUUGCUAAAUGCUGGGCAAGCUUAUUCUCGUAUCGAAGCGUCGAGUAUAGGCGGCAAAACGGAUUACCGAUAAGAGCAUCUAUGGGUGUUUGUGUUCAAAGAAUGGUCGAUGCAGAAGCGGCUGGUGUCAUGUUUACUAGACAUCCCACAACUGGAGAUCCGUCCAGCAUUGUUAUUACAGCUAAUUAUGGCUUAGGAGAGACGGUAGUGUCAGGGAUGAUCGAGCCUGAUACCUUAACGAUUCACAGAAAGUGGGAUAACACUCUAACUAUAGAUAGUUCUGAACCAGGAAGUAAGAAGCAUAAGAUCUUACUUGAUGAUGAUGAUGGCGUAAUUAUGAGCGAUCUGAGUGAACAAGAGAUCAAUAAGAUCUCGAUAUCCGAUACAUCCGCUCUGCGUUUAGCUAAAAUAGGAUUACAUUUAGAAUCACUUUUUGGGUCCGCUCGAGAUGUGGAAUGGGCAAUUGUCGGCGAACAGAUAUAUAUGUUACAAGCACGGCCUAUCACAACCAUUAAAGCAUGGACAGAUUUCGAAAUAAUGCACGAGUUAGACUCGGGAGUACCUUGCGACGUCGAUCUUAUGACCUUUGCCAAUGUCGGGGAAGUGCUUCCAUAUCCCAUAAGUCCUUUGUCGAUCUCCACAAUUAUGAAAGUCUUGAAUCUAUCGCUUUGCGCAAAAUUCAACAACUUUGACUGUUAUUAUCUUCAUAUGAACAAUAUGAGAUGCUUGAUGAAUUACUUAGAUUCAACUUUACAAAAUGUUAGUAAGGAAAUGACAAUGACGAACAAAAUGAUAGAUGUAGCCAUAUGCGGACGUGUAGUAACGACACCUGAAGUGCACAAGGCAGCAAUAGAGAAAUACGGUAUUGUAAGCAAAUGGCAAGAAAUGUAUAUGAUGUAUGAGAUGUUUAUAACAGCAUGGAGAAAUGACGCGAUAGUGAAAGAAACAAUCGACAUAUUUAACAAGUACACUUUGGACGCUGACGAAUUUGAUACACCUCAUGAUUUGUACAAUACCUUAACUGAGAAAUAUGGAGAAAUCUUCCUGAUAGGAAAAGGUCAUAACCUGGCGUCCCAAGUGAGCGUAUCUUACCAGAUGAUAGCGAUGUCGCUUUUAACAAAUGGAAGCGAUAACUUUACGUCUGAGCAUAUUGCGGAUAUUGCUGUUCUGUUGAGUUCGUGCACCAAUGUUAUCAGUACCGAAGUGCCGAUAGCUCUCGACAAAAUAGCGGCGUGCAUAAGAAGAAAUGGCAAAGCGGAUGAAUUUAGUAAGCUCGAAACUGCGAAAGUCAUGACCUGGUUAGAGUUAAAUUGCCCUCCAGCUGCGGAAAAAUUACAAACUUUUUUCGAAAUACACGGUCACAGAUGUGUUCACGAAAUAGAUCUCUUUACGGAACCUUGGAUACUUAAACCUGAUUAUAUUAUCAAUACGAUUCAGGUACUCGCAACAUCCGUUGAAAAGAAUCGCGUGAGUAAAACGCUUAGCGUGCAAGAAACCAUAACAUCUUUGAAAACACCCACGUCAUCGAUUAUCAAGCGUUUCCUGCGAAUGGUAAUACCCCUUUGUCGGAAAGCUGUCACGUUUAGAGAAAUGACAAAAAACAUAACUACAUCUGCUAUGCAUAAAUUGAGAUUAGCUUAUAGACGACUUGGUGUCUUAAUGGUUACGGAAGGUUACAUACCCGAUGAACAGCUCAUAUUUUUCCUGACGCAUCAAGAAAUCGGACAAUUAUUGAAUAAUCACAAUCCAUCACUCGUACGCAAAGCGCUACGUAGAAGAAAGAUUUAUCAAAAAGUAGCAAAAUUUGAAUAUCCAGAAUUCAAUACUGGCAUGCCCAUACCAAUAGAGCCGACUCUCGACGUUUCGUCCUACGAAGGAUGUACACAAAUUGAGGGUACUUCAGUUUACGGCGGUUCUGUAUCAGGCAGAGCAUGUGUGAUAACCAAUUUAUCCGAAGCAAAAAUUAUACAGCCUGGAGAUAUUUUGAUUACACACUGCACUGAUAUCGGUUGGAGUCCAUAUUUUCCGUUAUUAGCAGGAAUUGUAACAGAAUUGGGCGGUCUAAUAAGUCAUGGCGCUGUUGUAGCAAGAGAGUUCGGUCUUCCUUGCAUCGUUGGUGCAAAAGGCGCAACUCAAGUUUUUCAAACAAAUGACACCGUAUUAUUAGCUGGAGAAGUUGGAAUGUUACAACUAAUUAAAAGAGCCUAA